Closterium sp. Naga37s-1 is the source of this 393-nucleotide messenger RNA. The record is from the annotation of a GenBank genome assembly. NCBI's taxonomy places the organism in Eukaryota, Viridiplantae, Streptophyta, Zygnematophyceae, Desmidiales, Closteriaceae.
AUGCGACGUGACAUUAGCGGAUGCGCCGCGGCGGCUGCUCCAGGAGAAUUUACGAACUCGGCGCUUCCAGAAGCCGUCCACGUCAGCGACUAUGUCCUCCACCAAUCGGAUCUUGCGAUCGUCGACGGGAAGCGCGAGGAGAUGAAAGCCCAACCAAAUACGUCUCUAGUCAUCUUGAACUUCAAGCUCCCGGCUUUCACGCCGAUUCUCUGGCAACAAGCGGGAUCUCUGCGGCUGUGCGCGGAUGGCGGAGUGAACCGCCUGUACGACGAGCUUCCAGGAAUGUUCCCGGGGGAGGACCCUGAUGACGUCAGACGAAGGUUCGUGCCGCACAUAAUCAAGGGCGAUUUGGACUCAGCGCGGCCUCAAGUGCUCGCAUACUACAAGCAGCUC